AUGGCCCAUGGCUCCACAUACCAUGCAUCGAGCCGCACUAGAGAAUCAGUGUCGGAAAUGGAUAUUGAAGAGCAGGGAGGUGCAUCGCCCGAGAUAUAUCGGGAUAGGACAUCUACCUACGAGGUCUUAGACCAGCUAUUCCGAGAGCGUAAUUCAUCCGCAACACUCCAUCAUACCACGGCUGCAAUACCAGGAGGGAGCCCCGAGGCGAGGACAUCUGAUGCUCGGGAACUCUAUGUUUCUGUCACAGACCUCAUCGGAGAAGAGUUGCCAGCUCCAGAUAUUGUAAACUACAGCCUGCAGAAGUAUUUGAAUGCUGUGCACUGGUUUAUGGUUCUGUUUCACGAACCUACCUUUCGGAUCGAAUUGCAACAGAUCAUGUCGACUGGUUGUGUUCAAAAAGAUCGGGCCGCCUUCUUGUAUUUGGCCGUACUCGUAAUUGGAGUCGGUGCAAGGUAUGCUGCAGAUUCAGUUGAUGCCCCUAUGAGCUACCAGAGCUGCGGUUUCGACGGUCUGGGAUUGAGGUUGAUCCGGCUUGUCGAAACCAAGCUCUUGGACAUCUUCGAUGAGUCUGGCAUUGAGGCUGUUCAAAUCGCGAUAGUCAUGUCGUCGUAUUACCUUUACCAAGGACUUCCGAAACGAAGCUUUGCCCUGCUGGGGAGUGGUCUGAAGGUAGCACUGUCAAUCGGCCUUCACAGAGAAAGCAGCUGGACUAUGUCAAAUCCUGUCAUCAGAGAGGUCUGGCGACGACUCUGGUGGGCUCUAUACACAGCAGAAGUAUUCGGCGCCAUCAGCUAUGGAACACCUUGUUUGAUGCAGGACAAUGGAUGGGACGUUGCUCUCCCUGGAAAUAUCGAGGACAUGUCUCUCACCUGUCCUGGAUUUGACUCUCAAGAGACCUAUGGGGGCACUACUGUCGGGCCUGUAAAUGUGUUUUCUUACCACCGCUACAAAUUCCAGCUGUAUCGCCUGGCAUCUGCGAUCACCAAAAAUAUCUACUUACGGAGUGGAGUAACGUUGAAAGACGUUGUGGCGGAAGUCAAACGUAUCAACCAGAGACUGCUUGAAUGGGAGAAAUGUAUUCCUCCAGAACUGCGGCCAGAAUCUCUAAAAUCACUCGCUUCCAGAGAGCAAUAUCGAGGGACACUGAAAAUCUUUCAAUUGCAGGCUCUCGUUCUACAACUAUCCUAUGACAAUGUUCAGAUGGUUUUGCAUCGCCCUCUACUGACCAUGAAUCAAGUACAGAGAUGGCCCCGGUUUGUCAAUGACGCUCGGGAAACCCCUGGCGAGCCCCUCAGAGACUCGACAGAUGAGGUCAACGAUAUGAUAAAGUCCAGCAAGUGCCAGUGCUGGAUCUCGUCACUAAGAACGUCAACUAUUGGAGACUAUCCGGAAUACCUCAUGGCUUCAAGGAGCACUUACGGUGCGGCAUAUGCGGCCAUCCAGUCCUUUACCUCUGGUGUCGUUCUGGGGAUCUUCGCAUUAUCAGAUCCUCUAUCAGAUCAAGCCCAUCAGGGUAAACGUGCCUUGAGCAAAAUCAUCAAACUUCCGAAGCUUUACAAAUACCGAACGAAAGUAUCUGACCAAUGUGGCCAAAUCUUGGAAGAACUCCUCCGUUUGAUCCUUUCGGAAGAGAUGAAGUCACUGCUUGUCGAUGCAAGAGACUCAGAUGAUAGCGCACAAAGCCCGGCCCUGAUGUCGAACAUCAGUCUUGCUGCUGAUACUGGGCCCUCUACAUCUCAGAACGAUCAUCCAGGUGCUAUACCUGAUUCGUCCAGAAACAACGGAGUUCACGAUAAAGAUCCGUGUGCAGCUAGCCUCAACCCUUCAGGUGAAGAUCAACCACUUUUGUCAAAUCAAGGCCCAGACUUGAACAUCGACAGCGAUCUCUUCGCACUUCAGUCUGUACUACCAUCAGACAUCCAUGAUGGAAAUUUCAGUGAUGCACUUCUGUCAUUGCAAGAUGUGUUUCGAGACAGCAGAGGUGCGGCUCAGUCAACCGUUCCAUAUAGUUCCAGAACGCAGCUGUCCGGGGGAACAACACCCACAAUCACCAAUGCACUAUUGCCGGCCUCGCAACUACAAGGUCCUCCGUUCCCUCGAGCAGCAAUCCCAUUCGAUGGCACUUCACAGGCAUGGAUCUGGGAUGAUCUUCUUUGGCUUCCUGAAGCGUCAUGA
Molecule: messenger RNA, 2178 nt
Organism: Exophiala bonariae
Lineage: Eukaryota; Fungi; Ascomycota; Eurotiomycetes; Chaetothyriales; Herpotrichiellaceae
Exons: 4
Coding region: 1-2178 (725 amino acids)
Biological process (GO): DNA-templated transcription
Molecular function (GO): zinc ion binding; DNA binding
Source: RefSeq, a predicted model, not a curated record